This is a messenger RNA of Astyanax mexicanus (Mexican tetra), 1693 nucleotides long. RefSeq names its product gastrula zinc finger protein XlCGF7.1-like. The transcript has 2 exons. Gene Ontology annotation, molecular function: DNA-binding transcription factor activity, RNA polymerase II-specific; RNA polymerase II cis-regulatory region sequence-specific DNA binding. Gene Ontology annotation, biological process: regulation of transcription by RNA polymerase II. NCBI's taxonomy places the organism in Eukaryota, Metazoa, Chordata, Actinopteri, Characiformes, Acestrorhamphidae. Bases 254 to 1144 code for a protein of 296 amino acids. The record is from RefSeq and is a predicted model, not a curated record. Gene Ontology annotation, cellular component: PcG protein complex; transcription regulator complex.
UUUUAUUUUGAAACACGCCGUCGGACUUGUCCCUCUAAUGUUGCUGUCUUCACGCUGCUCUUUGUUUUGCUCAGCGGUCCAGUCUCCGCAUGGAUCUGCUUCUGGAUUCAGACUGAUACCGGAUCAGAACCAGGAAUUAUUGCAGGGUUUCUUCUGAAAUUUAUCAUCACCAACAACCAGGAUAUUUAACUGAGAGCAAUGUUAAGCUGCUGGAAGAGGUGAAGCACAAGACAUCCAGAAAACUCUCCAGUGCAUGCAAAUAUUGUUAUCUACAUUUCAAAGACAAAUAAAGGCAAGUCCUACCAUGAAGAAACAUCACCACUCUGUCAAGAGUUUUACUGCAGAGAGUGAUCUCAGAAAACACCAGCGCGUUCACACAGGAAAGAAACCGUAUCGCUGCUCAGACUGUGGGAACAGUUUUACUACACAAAGUAGUGUCCAACGACACAAACGCAUUCACACUGGAGAGAAACCAUAUUACUGCUCAGACUGUGGGACGAGUUUUACUCAACAAAAUACUCUCCAACGACACCAGCACAUUCACACAGGACAGAAACCGUAUCACUGCUCAGACUGUGGGAAGAGAUUUAAUCAACAGACUGAUCUCAAAAAACACCAGCGCAUUCACACAGGAGACAAACCAUAUUACUGCUUAGACUGUGGGAGGAGUUUUACUUCACAGAGUGAUCUCCAACGACACCAGCGCAUUCACACAGGAGAGAAACCAUAUCACUGUUCAGACUGUGGAAAGAGUUUUACUACACAGAGUACUCUCCAACGACACCAGCGCGUUCACACAGGAGAGAAACCGUAUUACUGCUCAGAGUGUGGGAAUAGUUUUACUGCACAGAGUAAUCUAAAAAAACACCAGCGCAUUCACACAGGAGAGAAACCGUAUCACUGCUCAGACUGUGGGAAGAGUUUUCCUUCACAGAGUAAUCUCAAAACACACCAGCGCUUUCACACAGGAGAAAAAACGUAUCACUGCUCAGACUGUGGGAAGAGAUUUACUUUACAGGGUGAUCUCAAAAACCACCAGCGCAUUCACACAGGAGAGAAACCGUAUUACUGCUCAGACUGUGGGAAGAGUUUUACUUUACAAGGUAAUCUAAAAAAACACCAGCGCAUUCACACAGGACAGUAACUGUAUCACUGCUCAGAGUCUGAGAACUUAAACCAACUGAACCAUGUAGUUUAUACCUCUGUAUGAACCGAACCAUGAAUUUUCUGUACCGUUGCACCCCUAACGAAGACUGUUUGCUUUGUUCAUGAAGGACACAGAGCUGAACAGCACCAUGAUAAGAACUUGUUGCUCAGACAGGCUGGAGCUGAUCACGUCAUCAGAGCUAAACAACAGACUGUUAACUGGACACUGCUGACGUAGAUAUAUUGAUAGACUCUAUCCAAUUGCAUUGGAUCCUAUUGAUUUAUGUGUCAUUUGCAUAAAUGUAUAACUGCUUGAAUGAAGUUAAUGUUUGAAUAGAAGAGACGCCCAAGGGUUCUCACCCACUUCGCUUGGCCUUUUCUCACUCUCUCUCUCUCUCUCUCUGGGUUGUGAAUGUGUAGACCUAUCAAGAAUGAAUUAUACUAUUUGUUGACUUUUCUAAUGUAUUGAAUAAUUUAUUUUCCUUUUAUAUAUCUGUAAUGCUGAAAAGUUUUCUCCAGUAAACUUUAAUUGAUUUUAAAUGAAAAA